Diabrotica virgifera virgifera (western corn rootworm) is the source of this 1368-nucleotide messenger RNA. Its product is annotated as E3 ubiquitin-protein ligase siah-1-like. Bases 247 to 1080 code for a protein of 277 amino acids. Gene Ontology annotation, molecular function: ubiquitin protein ligase activity; ubiquitin conjugating enzyme binding; zinc ion binding. The transcript is spliced from 3 exons. NCBI's taxonomy places the organism in Eukaryota, Metazoa, Arthropoda, Insecta, Coleoptera, Chrysomelidae. Gene Ontology annotation, biological process: multicellular organism development; proteasome-mediated ubiquitin-dependent protein catabolic process. The record is from RefSeq and is a predicted model, not a curated record. Gene Ontology annotation, cellular component: cytoplasm.
UCAGUUGUUGACGUUUAUUUAUUUGUUAUCGUUAAGGCUAGUAUGCAGUUUGUUUAUUAUUUAAAUUAAAGCAUUAUUAAUUUAGUGUUUAUUGUUGAUCGUAGUAUAACUGUGGUAUAACUUUGCUAUGUCAAGUUUGAAGUAUUUAUCACGCAGAGCUACAUAAGAAAUUCAAAGAGUUCAUCCACAACACAUCGAAAAUACACAAAGUCCUGUGGAAAGCUUUCUAUAGUGUUCAAUACUGUAAUGCGGACAAGAAAAGGUCCUAAGUUUGUAAAAACCCAAAGGAAUAUGGCUGCAGAGCAAAUUAUGCAGUGUCCACUAUGUUUGGAAACUAUGUCACCGCCCAUAAUCCAGUGCAAAGUCGGCCAUAGCAUGUGUGGUUCGUGCAUUAAAGAGAGUGGUAUCAAAAUGUGUCCAACCUGUCGGGAGAAGCUAACUACUACAAGAAAUUAUCAACUGGAACAAUUGAUAGAAGGAAUAAAAGAUGUUCUUAAAUUCGAUUGUGCUUAUCAGCAUAAAGGUUGCAAGUUCGCAGUCAACAAGCAAGAUAAAGAAAAUCACGAAAGAGAGUGUAAAUUUAGGAAGUUUACCUGCGAGGGAAAGAGAUUUGCAAAGUGGUCAUGCAAUUGGUCCGGUGAUUAUUCAGAAAUUUAUCAACAUUUUAAGAGAGAUCAUAAAGAUAAUACCAGACUUGAGUUUAAAACUGAUGCAGUGAUGAAAGUUAGCCUAAAAACCAGCUUCAAUAAUGUCUAUCUAAUAUCUUUAUUCAGUGGACAAAGUUAUUUAUACUGCAAGCACCGAGUUGACACAUCGAAUAAAAAGAUAUACUUCCAUUUUCAAUUCAUAGGACUAAAGAGUCAAGCACAACACUAUUACUACGAAUUUGAAGUUUACAAAGGCACUAGAAAGUUUAAAAUUACUGAAAUAUGCACAAGCGACACAUCAAACAUUGAUAUAACGUUUGCUGAAGAAAAAUGCUUCGUAAUGUCUUUUAUUGCUGUAAAAAAUUAUUUGAACGAAGAGGGAGAGCUCCCCUUUAAAUUUAGGGUUAUGUCCACUAAGAAAACGUCUGUGUAAUUUUCAGUUUUUCUUGUGACGUAUGUGCCAUUUUAGAAUUCGUAAACAUAUUCUUUUCGCACUGUUAUAAAAUGAUUGAGGUCCUAAAGGAACGAGAAAAGACACGAAAGAACUGAUUAUUUGUUAGAAAUUAUUAAAAUUUAUUUAGUUGCUUAAUUUUUGUAAUAUUGUAUGUUUGAUUAAGGUAUUUUAUGUACUCAUAGCUAUAUAAUAUAAUUAAGAAUCUGCAUUGUUAAGUCCAGCUAUAAAAGUGUAUAUUUUUUAUGAGAAAGACAAACUUAAUACUGA